GUUGUCUUGUCGUCAUUUAUCAUUCUGAAAAGCUCGUUUUGCCUUUUUGUUUUCUCUGAGGGAAACCAUAACCGUCUUCACAACAAUCAUAAUGGAAAACGACAAGAACCUUUCUGAGAAUUCUGACAGUUUCGCUCGCAAAGACGAGGACACUAUCGCCGGUGAUGCCCCGCCGGUCCCGGAACAUGCAGAUAAUGUUGAUGCCAAAUCGGAAGGCGAAACUGAAAAACCUGCAGAUGCAGAUCAUGUUCAGGGAGAGCCAGAAGAGGAAGCAACCGUUGAGGUUCCACCAGAAACUCCUCCUCCAAGCCUUGAGAAGGUUUCAGAAGACAUUGAUCUGUUUUUGGCCAACAAUGAUAACAAAAGUACAGAGAUCCCUGAUUUCGUUGACAGGUUCAUGGAUCUGGCUGAAGAGAAGGUCGCCAAGUUUGAAUCAGGAGGUGAAGCCAAAUUGGGCGAGAAUGCGGAAGAAGAUUCGGUUCUGUUUGAAGCUGUGAAUCGCAUUUCAAAGCUUAUGAAAUCGGUGAACGCAGAGUCUCAACAACCGGAGGAGAAAGAGGUAAAAGGGGAAAAUGAAGAAACAGAAGAAGAAUCAGAAAAGAAAGAGAUUGAUGAGAAAAAGUGUAGCAAAAAGGAUUUAUUGGUUAACCGCAUCGGCGCGAUUCAUCAGCGGGUGAUGUCCUAUUUGGAGGAGGAGUUCCGGCUGAUAAUGGAAGAAUGCAGAAAAGAAACCAAAUCGGAACCCGGCAGUGGCAGCAACGAUCCCAAAGGGAAGAAUGUGGCUGAACCGUCGGAUUCCGAAGCUGUUGAGACGGUUACGGAUUUCCCGGGUUUCCCGGAGGAGGCCGUUACGAGUUUGAACAAGAUAGCGCGGGAGAUGAUAUCAGGCGGUUAUGAAGCCGAAUGCUGCCAUGUGUACGCAAUUUCGAGGAAGCUUGCGUUCGAGGAGAGCCUGAGAAAGUUCGGGUACGAGAAGAUCAGUGCCGAUGAGGUCCAGAAGAUACAGUGGGAGACAUUGGAGAGGGAGAUCCCAACGUGGAUCAACACAUUCAAGGAAUGCACCGCCGUGUGGUUCCCUGGCGAGAGGAAACUGGCGGAGUCCGUGUUUGCUGAGAACCCCGAUGCGGCGGGGAGCCUCUACGGGAGCCUCUCCCGUAGCGUGGCGGUGCAGCUUCUCAACUUUGCAGAGAGCGUGGCGAUGACGAAGCGCGCAGGUGAGAAGCUCUUCAAGCUUCUUGACAUGUAUGAGGCCCUCCGGGACGCGAUUCCCAAACUGGAGAAUCUCUUCCCGGAGGACAUCAUGGACGAGGUGAAGGCGGAGAUGACGUUGGCGAAGUGCAGGCUCGGCGAGGCGGCGGUGUUGAUAUUUUGCGAGCUGGAGAAUUCUAUCAAGUCUGAAACUGGGAGAACCCCGGUUGCCGGCGGUGCUGUCCACCCUCUGACACGGUACAUCAUGAACUACCUCCGCUUGGCUUGUGAAUACAAGGACACGCUGGAGGAGGUAUUCAAGGAGCAUUCGAAAAUCGAGCGUGCCGACUCUACAAGCAGGCCUCACUACGACGAGGGUGAUCACCAAAAUGAGAACAAUCAGAGGCAUGGAGAGAAAGAAAAGGCGUCGCCGUUCGCGACGCAACUGAUGAGGGUGAUGGAGCUGCUGGAUUCAAAUCUUGAAGGGAAGGCCAAGCUGUACAAGGAGGUUGCACUAAGCUGCAUCUUCAUGAUGAACAACGGGAGAUACAUUGUCCAGAAAAUCAAAGGCUCCGCUGAGAUCUACCAGGUGAUGGGAGAGACAUGGACUCGGAAGAGAUCCUCAGAGCUGAGAACCUACCACAAGAACUACCAGAUUGAGACAUGGAGCAAGAUUCUCGGGUGCUUGAGCCCCAAAGGAUUGAAUGAUAACGGGAAGGUGCAGAAGCCAAUGCUGAAGGAGAGGUUCAAGACUUUCAAUACUUUGUUUGAGGAUAUUCACAAGACGCAAAGCACGUGGGUGGUGAGUGACGAGCAGCUUCAGUCGGAGCUGAGGGUUUCGAUUUCAUCGCUGGUGAUUCCGGCGUACCGGUCUUUUCUGGGGCGAUUCUCGCAGUAUUUGGACCCGGGGAGGCAAACAGAGAAGUACAUUAAGUACCAGGCUGAAGAUAUAGAGAAUUACAUUGAUGAGUUGUUUGAUGGGAACCCUCACCAUCAGGGCAAUUCAAGAAAGAAAGCAUAGAUAUCGUAAUGAAUGUAUGGCAUUACGUUUAAUCAAUCAUCUUCGAAGAGGAUCAAACAGCUGAAACAUUUGUGUGCUCUCUUUGCAAUUUGUUAUGAGUGACCGUAGGCCGUGUCGUGCACGUGCGUGUUGAAGCUUUCCUUUGUGAUUCUGUUGUUACUGAAGACAUGACCACCUAGUGAAGCUUUCCUAUGGGUCAUUCAUUCAGAUAUAUAUAUAUAUAUAUAUAUAUAUAUAUAUAUAUAUAUUGUGGCCUUUCUUUGUAUACAGGAUUUCAUUAGCGUUUAGCAAGGGCGAGUUUCUCUCUUGUAUUCAAACUUUUUCAUAUCAUUUUAAAUAGGGGUUGUCUAAAUGACCCAUAUUCAAUUUUGGGUUAUAUCACCCAUGACCUUGUUGUACCAGUUAUAAUCUGACACGUGUCAUCUUAUUAUCCACAUCACUUCUAAUAUUUUAUUUUCGUAAUAUAUAUUUUAUUAUUUAAUUUAAUUGCACAAUAAUCCCUACCAAUUUAUUUAAUAGCUUAGUAAUCCUUCUAUUUUAAAUAUAUCCCCAUUCCCUGUUCACGUUCUUCUCUGGUUCGUUCUUCCUUUCCUUUCGCCGGCGGCUAUGCAAAUAAUCACGGCUAAAAACAAGUUUUCUUGUUGUGAUUGAUCAACGUAUGGAUUCGAGCAGCACGGCCGAUAUGUGGGAAUUCCGCGACAAUGUGCUUGAUUCUGAAGGCUUUAAAGUCAGAAUGAAACACAUGGAAAGCAAGUCUUCCUAUAUGUGCAAGGAAUUGCUUGAUCAAAGCCAUGAAACUUUCAGGUCUUCUCACGACAAGAGGGAGAGUAUGUCUGAUAGAUCUCGGUAUGUACAGGAUAGGGUGGAUUAUGGUGACCAUCACCAUCUUGCCAAUGACUUGUCUGAAGGUGAGAAUGAAUUCAAUUCGACUUCAUCUGCAAAAGUCUCUGAUGAUGUGAUGUUUGAUAGGUCUCUUGCUGAAGCAACAUACCUUCUAAAAGAAGCAAAAGAGUUUGUAAAGGGUAGAUAUGAUGAAAAGCAAGCUGAAAUCCUGUUAUGCAGGUCUGCAAACUUACUAUCCAAAGCUGUGGACUUGAAACCAAUGAGUUUAUUGGCAGUGGGACAGUUAGGGAACACUUAUCUUCUACAUGGAGAAUUAAAGUUGAAGGUUAGCCGUGAACUUAGAACUCUUAUUUCAGGAAGAAUCCAAUCAUCAUCUAGCAAACAUAGUAGAAUACUGAAUGAUCUGCCAAAUAAUAUUACCCAGUGAAGAAGAAGUUACACAAUUGCUUAUUGAUGUGUGUGAAGAGUGUGAAGAGCUACUAGUGGAGGCAGGUAGAAAGUGUAGGUUGGCAUUGUCAAUUGAUGCAAAUGAUGUGAGAGCCCUCUAUAACUGGAGCCUUGCUCUCUCUUUCCGUGGCCAAUUGAUAGCGGAUAUUGGGCCGUGGGACUAGACUGGAUUGCAGAUCACUGUGGGGUUCCUGUUGUUGAAGAAUGGAGAAUGCAAAUGUACAAUGUCGUGUCUAAGAACAAGCUCGUGCAGUGGGACUACACUACAGUAGUAUUGCAGUGGGACUACACUACAAUAGCUAGAUUGAAAACAAGUGUAGAUUUUAUUUGUGUGUCAUAGCUUGUUUUGUGGCCUUUGUGCACAAUGUACAUCAUCUUUCUAUCAAGUCUCAAAUUAUAUUCAAUGAAUAAAGCUUAUGCACCUUUGAUUAA
Molecule: messenger RNA, 3931 nt
Organism: Lotus japonicus
Lineage: Eukaryota; Viridiplantae; Streptophyta; Magnoliopsida; Fabales; Fabaceae
Product: exocyst complex component EXO70B1-like
Exons: 3
Coding region: 92-2209 (705 amino acids)
Biological process (GO): exocytosis
Cellular component (GO): exocyst
Molecular function (GO): phosphatidylinositol-4,5-bisphosphate binding
Source: RefSeq, a predicted model, not a curated record